AUGGUUGAUCAAACGAAGCCUCUGCUUGUCAUGACAAGUACCCCUGGUGCGGGUCACGUCAAUCCUAUCACCACAAUUGCUAAAGCACUUAUGCUCGAUGGCUACCACGUCACAGCUGUUUGUGCCAGUGGCUACAGGAAGCGUUUCGAGGACAUCGGAUGCGACUACGUUGCCAUCCAAGGCUAUGGAGACUAUGUUGACGAGGACCGCGAGUCCAAAUGGCCUGAGAGAGAACUGAUGGAACCUGGACCAGAACAGCUUGCCUGGACACUCGAGCAGAGCUUCAUCAAAGUCAUUCCAGACCAACUUGCCGCUGUCCAGAAGGCCAUCACCAAGCUCAGGGAAGAGUAUCCCGGCAGACCUGUUGUGCUGCUCAAUGAAUCUGCAUACGCGGGUUCGCUACCGCUGCAAAGAGGUGCACGAGGCGCCAAGCCAGACGCUUUCAUCGGCAUCGGCAUCAAUCCCAUCUCCAUAACCAGCGCCGAUACUCCCCCAUUCAACUCGGGUCUACCGCUUCCCACCACUCCGGAGCAAAGGGCUCAGUAUGCGGGUAUUUGGGAAAUGCUGAGGAACACUAUCUUCUCUGGUCCUUUCAAGCUAUUUAACAGCAUCUUGAAAGAUCUUGGGGGUGAACCAGAUGACACAACCUAUUUCAACGAUGCGCCCUAUGUUUGGCCCGACCGCUUUCUGCAAAUGUGUUCGUCUUCUAUGAUGUAUCCUAGAAGCGAUGCACCCGCAAGUCUUCGGUUUGCUGAUGGAAUGCCCAAGGUUCCCAAGGCCGACACGUCAGCAGCAGUUAAGCCAGCUUGGUGGGAUGAAGUUGCAAACAACUCGUCGGGUAAAGACAUUGUCUUUGUCUGCCAGGGCACUGUUCGUAUGGACUACAAGGACAUCGUUAUCCCAGCGAUAGAUGCACUCAAAGAUCGUCCAAACACCUUGGUGAUUGUUGUCUUGGGUCUGCGUGGAGCGACUCUCGAUUCAACCAUUGCCAUUCCUGACAAUACCCGGGUGAUUGAUUACCUUACCUACGAUGAUAUUCUUCCACUAGCCUCAGUGUUUGUUGGUAACGGCGGUUACGGAGGAGUGCGUGCCAGUCUUGCCCACGGAACGCCUUUGGUGGUUGCAGGUGAGAGCGAGGAUAAGACCGAGAUGUGCGCCAUUAUAGAGUGGGCUGGUGUGGCUGUUAACCUCCGGACGGGAAGUCCAACAAGUGAGGCUAUUCGGGCGGGAGUUGAUCAGGUGCUGUCUGAUCCUAAAUACAAGGAGGGCGCGAAGCGAAUUCAGGCAGAUAUGGAUGCCUCUGAUCCCAUCAAGGUUAUCACCGAUAACAUUAAUGAGGUACUCGCUGGCGUUAAGGCAUCAUGA
This is a messenger RNA of Fusarium sp. VM40, 1365 nucleotides long. The record is from the annotation of a GenBank genome assembly. Lineage: Eukaryota; Fungi; Ascomycota; Sordariomycetes; Hypocreales; Nectriaceae.